GCGGCUGACAGCUUUGACAGUUCGGCUUGGUUUGAAAUUUUUCUCUAACCUCCCUCCAACAAUCGAUUCGGGAAGCGUCCGCGGUUAAUUUUGUUUGUUCCGAUAAAAAUCAGUGAAAAUCCGAUUUAUUCUUGAAAACUCGGCCCGCUCGCAACUCGCUCGCGAUGGAACGCAAGCCGGAAACGCAAAUCCAGAACGCGCCCAGCGACAUCAUCUCGUCGUGCAAGUUCUCACCCAACACGAACCAGUUCCUGCUGGUGUCCAGCUGGGACUCGAGCGUCCGGCUGUACGACGUGGUCAACAACACCCUGCGCCAGAAGUACUACCACGAUGCACCGGUGCUGGACUGUGCCUUUCAUGACUCCGUCCGCACGGUCAGUGCCGGGUUGGACAACCUGGUCAAGCUGUACGACCUGAACACACACGCCGAGAGCAUCCUCGGGAAUCACGACGCCGGCGUCAAGUGCGUCGAGUACUCGUCCAAGGCGAACGGCAUCCUGACCGGAAGUUGGGACAAGACGGUGAAGCUGUGGGACGUGCGGGACAAGGAUUGUGUUGGGAAGUACGAGCAGAGCAAUGGGAAGGUGUACUCGAUGAGUUGCAUCGACGAGAAGCUGGUGGUGGCCACGUCGGAGCGCAAGGUGCUCGUGUGGGACCUGCGGAACAUGGGCCAGUACCUGACGCGGCGGGAGUCCUCGCUGAAGUUCCAAACCCGCGCCAUCCGGUGCUUCCCGAACAAGGAGGGCUACGUGAUGAGUUCGAUCGAGGGCCGGGUGGCGGUCGAGUACUUCGACAUGGACCCGGAGGUGCAGAAGAAGAAGUUUGCGUUCAAGUGUCACCGCUCGAAGGAGGACAGCAAGGAGCUCAUCUAUCCGGUGAACGCCAUCAGCUUCCACAACGUGUUCAACACGUUCGCGACGGGCGGCUCCGACGGGUACGUCAACAUCUGGGACGGGUUCAACAAGAAGCGGCUGUGCCAGUUCCAUCUGUACGACAGCUCGAUCUCGGCGCUGGCCUUCAGCUACGACGGCAGCACGCUGGCCAUCGCCUGCUCGUACCUGGACGAGGCGGAGGUGCCGCCGGAGCCGGUGCCCGACCCGACGCUGUACGUGCGGUACGUCAGCGAGGCGGAGACGAAGCCGAAAUAAGGGGGAUGUCUGUCGAGGGGGCUGUAGGUCGUAAGUUCUUUUUAAUAUUCUCAUUGUAAUAAACCUUUUUCAUGUGUAA
This is a messenger RNA of Culex pipiens pallens (northern house mosquito), 1227 nucleotides long. RefSeq names its product mitotic checkpoint protein BUB3 (gene Bub3). Gene Ontology annotation, biological process: mitotic spindle assembly checkpoint signaling. The record is from RefSeq and is a predicted model, not a curated record. Gene Ontology annotation, molecular function: ubiquitin binding. Bases 165 to 1148 code for a protein of 327 amino acids. Gene Ontology annotation, cellular component: bub1-bub3 complex; mitotic checkpoint complex; kinetochore. Lineage: Eukaryota; Metazoa; Arthropoda; Insecta; Diptera; Culicidae. The transcript is spliced from 2 exons.